Molecule: messenger RNA, 723 nt
Organism: Mus pahari (shrew mouse)
Lineage: Eukaryota; Metazoa; Chordata; Mammalia; Rodentia; Muridae
Gene: Ebln1
Product: endogenous Bornavirus like nucleoprotein 1
Source: RefSeq, a predicted model, not a curated record
AUGACAAAAUUCCACCUUGCUCCCGCCAGCAUAAUCUUCAUGUGGUAUUUGAUUCCAGGAUUAUGGGAGGCAUUAUCCGCUGUGGCAGUGCCUGAACGAUCCUACCAGGCAGCGCCUGUUCAAAUGAAAGGCAGCUUGGCUUAUGGGACUGCACUGCUUCACACGGACGGGAUUCAUCAAAUGAAACGCAGAUUCCAGACUCUCAUGGUGACCAUAGGGGAAUCUACAACUCACCUUAACAGGUGGGAUCAGCCAGAUGCCGCUGUGGACUGGCUCAGCUCACAACCUUGGGUUGGAAGUCUGCUCCUUGGCAUCUUGUCAACUAAGUUUAAAUACCCUGGUAAAGACCUUAUGAAGGAAAUUCGUAUGGUGGCAUCUGAUGCCCAAAUGACCACUUAUGUGAUGAUGAAACAAUACCUGGAUCAAUGUAUGGGUGGGACACUAGCCUUACCGCAGGUUGCAAAGGAGAUACCACCUUUCCUCUCAACAGAGAAGGAUCUCAAGAAAACUUUAGGGGAAUGGUUUGAACUUAUUGGCACUAUAAGACAAGUGACUAUGAAGUUAGGCCCACGAGCAUUUCCAAAUCUCUCCUCAGCAGCACUCUUUUGGAGCAAGAAAGAUAGUGCAACAACAACAGCAUUUAAAGCUCCAGUGUUUCAACCCAACCUAGAUCAUCCCUUACAGAACCUCUACUUCCAAGGGCUCGGGAAAGAUAAGUCAUAA